AUGGUCUCCUUACAAGAGGACAGACAGGAGGAGGCUGUCUGCCCCAUCUGCCAAGAACACCUGAAGGAGGCUGUGAGCACGGACUGCAAACACCUCUUCUGUCGUGUGUGCCUGGCCCAGCACAUGGAGAAGGCCUUGGCCUCUGGGGCUCUCUGCUGUCCCCUCUGCCGGAAGCCCUAUUCUGAGGGGGUACUGGGGGAAGGCUACAUCUGCCACAAGCACCAGAAGAGGUUUCAGAGGUUCUGUGAGAAGAGCAAAUGUCUACUGUGCGUGGAAUGCCUGGAGUCCCCUGAACACCAGUCUCAUUCUGAGCCGACCAUUGAAAAUGCCAUCAGUCACUACAAGGAACGACUCACCCGCCGGUUCAGGAAGCUCAGAAAGGACAUUGGAGAACUUCAGCGGCUCAAGGCUCAGGAGGAGGAGAAGCUGCAGGCUCUGCAGGUGGACUGUGGAAACCACAAGUUGGAGGCUGAGCUGGUGAGUCAGCACCAAAACAAGGGACAACUGGAUAUUAUCCCUCAACAGCAGCUGGAYCAGCUGGAGGACACAUCAGCAGAGGAGGCCAGAAUCCUUGAGCUCUCCAAGGCAAUAGCACAGAUCAGCCUUCUGGUUGCUGAUCUGGAGAGUACGGCCAAGGAGUUGGAUGCCAAUACACUGACGACUGCCAGUGACUUACUGAAAAGGAGUACUCCAAAGAAUCUAGAUGAACUCCUCUCUCUGCUUGCUCCAGCUGGUCCAGUGGCCAAUUAA
Messenger RNA from Urocitellus parryii (Arctic ground squirrel), 750 nucleotides. It is a transcript of the gene Trim40, whose product is annotated as tripartite motif containing 40. Gene Ontology annotation, molecular function: zinc ion binding. Lineage: Eukaryota; Metazoa; Chordata; Mammalia; Rodentia; Sciuridae. The record is from RefSeq and is a predicted model, not a curated record.